Molecule: messenger RNA, 2807 nt
Organism: Otolemur garnettii (small-eared galago)
Lineage: Eukaryota; Metazoa; Chordata; Mammalia; Primates; Galagidae
Gene: TCHP
Product: trichoplein keratin filament binding
Exons: 11
Coding region: 11-1318 (435 amino acids)
Biological process (GO): apoptotic process
Cellular component (GO): keratin filament
Source: RefSeq, a predicted model, not a curated record
CUCACCCAGCAUGCAUGCCUAUCAGCGUGAAAAGAUGAAGGAGGAGAAGAGGAAGAGUCUGGAAGCCCGACAAGAGAAACUCAGGCAGCUUGUGCUGGAGGAGCAGGACUUGCUGGCCAAAGAACUGGAGGAGCUGAGACUAAGCAUGAACUCGCGGGAAAGAAAAAUCCGAGAGCGACACAUAAAUCUGAAAUUAGCCCAAGAAGAGCAAAGGAAACUGAUUGCUGAACAACUUUUGUAUGAACACUGGAAAAAGAAUCACCCAAAACUUCGAGAGAUCGAACUGGACCUUCACAAGAAGCAUGUGGUAAACUCUUGGGAAAUGCAGAAAGAAGAAAAAAAACAGAAAGAAGCCACUGAAGAGCUAGAGAACAAACGGCAUGAAAAUGAAUAUGAAAGGACACGCAGGGAAGCGCUGGAACGGAUGAAAGCUGAAGAGGAGAGGCGGCAACUAGAGGAUAAACUACAAGCCAAGGUGUUGCUCCAGCAGAUGGAGGAACUGAAGCUGAAGGAGGUGGAGGCGGCCAAACUGAAGAAGGAGCAGGAAAAUCUGUUGAAGCAGCGGUGGGAGCUGGAGAGGCUGGAGGAAGAGAGGAAGCAGAUGGCAGCCUUCCGGCAGAAGGCAGAGCUAGGGCGCUUUUUGAGACAUCAGUAUAAUGCACAACUUAACAGACGUACACAGCAGAUCCAAGAGGAGCUGGAAGCAGACAGGCGACUCCUGGAGGCACUCCUUGAGAAGGAUGAUGAGACCCAGCGUGUUCACCUGGCCCGGAGGGAGCAGGCCAUGGCUGAUGUGGCCUGGAUGAAGCAGGUCAUUGAGGAGCAGCUGCAGCUGGAGAAGGCGCGGGAGGCAGAGCAGCAGAUGCUGCUGAGGGAGGAGGCCAAGGAGAUGUGGGAAAAGAGAGAGGCAGAGUGGGCACGAGAGCAGAGCGCGAGGGACAGACUGAUGUCUGAGGUUCUGACAGGGAGACAACAACAAAUACAAGAAAAGAUUGAACAAAACCGAAGGGCACAAGAGGAAUCCCUGAAACACCGGGAGCAACUCAUCCGAAGUCUUGAGGAAGCAAGAGAGUCAGCUCAUCGUGAAAAAGAGGAGAGUGAAGAACUGAAAUCAGCCAGAAAACGAGAGCUGGAAGCUCAGGUUGCAGAGCGCCAGCUGCAGGCAUGGGAAGCAGACCAGCAGGAGGAGGAGGAAGAAGAGGAGGCCAGACAGGCAGAGCAGCUCACCGACGCCCUGCUGCAGCAGGAGGCGAGGACAAUGGCUGAGCAGGGCUACCGUCCUAAGCCUCACGGACAUCCUAAAAUUGCUUGGAACUGACUUCACUGGUACCAUAAACUCAGAGAACAAGGAUGCUGAGGUUUUGGGUAUACAGCUGUCACACAGUUGUAUCGUCCUGCUGUAGUCAGGACACUGUCAUAUAGUUCAGUGAUGCCUGAAGGUUUUUGGUAUACUGCUGUCACACAGUUGUAUCGUCCUGCUGUAAUCUAGGACAUUGUCAUAUAGUUCAGCGAUGCCUGUUCAGGUACGUGAUUAAAAGCCUUAGGGUAUGGCCAGACAUAAAAGUGUUGUGGAUUUGCAAUACCCUGCAAGAUGCUCUUUUCUGCUUUUCUUAUCCAAGAAUGAAGAAAGGGUCUUUUGUAAGCACAUAUGUACAGUGGUGUCAAGUAAUCUUAUAAUCUGUAAAUAAUGUAAGAUUCUAGUCGAUACUAAGAGCUACAAGUAGUAUCAAGUCAUUAGGGUACAUGGUUUCCUAUUAUCUCACCCACUGUCAAGUAGUCUUAUGUAUUUAUAAAUAAUGUAAGAUUCUAGAUCAGUACUAAGAGCUACAAGUAGUAUCCCAACAGGGAUAGGAUGAUUGCCUAUUAUUUCACCCUUAAUUGUCAAUCUCCAGUGAAGACUCUAGCUAGAGAUGAGAGGGACAUAGUUCAAUUUUAAAAAUUGGUAUUUAUUCUAUUGAAAACAAAUUUGCAGGUCUUGGCAUAGUUUAUUUCAGGGUUUAUUAAUUUACUGGUCCCAAAAGGAUCAUGUCUUUUGUAUUCUGGAAGACAAGAACUAUGAACAAACAAGACCCCUGAGACAGUCUGAUGUGGUCCAUGGUUGAUUUCCAGCACUGUGUGUGGGUGAGUGAUCCCAAUAUGUAUGUUACAGAACCUCAGAAGGUCACAUGGUUGGCUAAACCUUUUAAAGGUAGCAGUGAUACCUGGGACCUCUAGUGUCUUGGGAAGUUCUUGGCUGUGACCAGCCUUCUGGGAUUUAUGUGCCCAGAGAAGGAGGUACUGAAUCUGAAGAAACUAGAUCAGACUCAGAGCUACACACUCGGCCAAAAAAUUCUCUCCCACAUCAGUGUGCAUAGUUUUGGAUUAAUCUCUACAGAUACCUACAAGUUCCUUACAGCAAUAAUCAUAUUUUUAUGACUUGUAUUUUUUCCAUUCUAUCCUCUGAAGUUUCAGUUUUCAUUACAUUGUGUCCAGGACUCUGUAUCUCAGUAAAUUACAGCUAAUUACAGGGCAUUAUUCCAUGGUUAUUAAAUUAAAAACCACAGUUUGUUAAAAAUCCUAAGUCUAAGGGCUAUAUUACCUUUCACUUUCAUUGUGCUAUAGAAACAUUGAACUGCAAACUAUGUCCUUAAUCUGUUUUUUAUUUCUUUGUCUUAAAAUUCUUUGGCUGUGAUCCCUUGAGCACUGCUUUCAUUAUGCGUGCUUGUAUUGUUUUAGAUGUUCAUUUAUUGUGAAAUAAAGAUCUGGUUUGAUGGCAUUGCUUCCAGGCUCUGUUACUGUAGCUCUAUUUAUUACUGCAAAAUGAGUUG